This is a messenger RNA of Ochotona princeps (American pika), 1503 nucleotides long. It is a transcript of the gene ATP6V0E2, whose product is annotated as ATPase H+ transporting V0 subunit e2. The record is from RefSeq and is a predicted model, not a curated record. Gene Ontology annotation, molecular function: proton-transporting ATPase activity, rotational mechanism. The transcript has 4 exons. Gene Ontology annotation, cellular component: proton-transporting V-type ATPase, V0 domain. Lineage: Eukaryota; Metazoa; Chordata; Mammalia; Lagomorpha; Ochotonidae. Bases 128 to 373 code for a protein of 81 amino acids. Gene Ontology annotation, biological process: proton transmembrane transport.
GCUUGGAUAGGGCCCUUCUGCGCACGCUCGCCGCUCGCUGCCGUCGGCUAGGCUGUGGAGGACCGGAGUUCCCAGGGCGUCUGCAUCCUCAGCUCUGCAUCCCUUCUGGGCAUCUCUCGCCCCGGCCAUGACGGCGCACUCCUUCGCCCUUCCAGUCAUCAUCUUCACCACGUUCUGGGGCGUCAUCGGCAUCGCCGGGCCCUGGUUCGUGCCGAAGGGGCCUAACCGCGGAGUGAUCAUCACCAUGCUGGUGGCCACUGCCGUCUGCUGUUACCUCUUCUGGCUCAUCGCCAUCCUGGCUCAGCUGAACCCCCUCUUUGGGCCCCAGCUGAAGAACGAGACCAUCUGGUACGUGCGCUUCCUGUGGGAGUGACCAGCUACCUGCUUCCCAUGCCAGAUGCCUCAGCUCCCUGGAUGACCCCGGUUCGACAUCCCCGAUGACCUUCCCACCCAUGCCCUCCCGCUACAGCUCUGAGCCCCCACUAUGGAGCCUGCCUGUGCUGGGAUGUACCAUCUUCCUGCCAGGCUUAGCCCUCAGGGCAAGCCUUGUGCUCAGAGACUGGUUGUCAGAAGGCUGUCCUGCCCUUCCAUUCCCAUUGCCCCAAUACCCACAGGUCAGCCCUGCCACAUCUGUGAGCUGCAGAGUUUCUGUCGAUCUGUGUCACAGGCCUCUCUCAGCUCAGGCAUAGGAUUUUUAUCAUUUCUUCCAUUCUGGCUGUCCAAUUCUUAUAAACAUUGGAGUAUUAGAGAAAUAGCCACACACAAAAAGCAAGAGUAAUCACACAUCAGGAGUGAUGUGUAGGUGUCGGGGAUCCUUGGUAGAUAUAAAGUCACUUAAAUUGGCUUGCUUGUGGGUCAUAUCUCAGAAUAUUGUUUCCCUUCUUCCACCUCCCCACCAGGAACCUGUGUGGGGAAGCCCACCCCCUUCCCUGAAGUUGUCAGUCUGAACACAGCACCUCCUGCCCUGGGGUGCCUGGAACCUGCCUCACCGUACCAUGACCACAACAGAUUCCAGACUCUCUCAGCAGCAUCCAAGUGGCUGGAGCUGGGCCUACAGGAAGAUGGGGGGGACAGUGCUGUUUCAGUGGCCCUGUGGGUGCUGCCCCCACCUCACUACCCAAAUCCCGAGUGCACUUAGGAACACCAGACAUACUGAGGCCCCGGCACCCUGAGCAGAGAGUGAGCGGGGAUGCCCAGACACUGGGAUAGUGCUCGCCCAGCUGGCCAGGUUCCCUGCACGUGGCACAUUCAGCCUGCCAUUCGGGAAAGAAAAGCCAGCCCCUCUUAUUUAUUGUCUAUUUAUUGUCUAUUUAUUUGGCAUUCCUUCCCAAGGAGCCAGCACUGUUUCUAAAGCAGCAGAAGAAGGUGAUGCGUAUCAUCUAGAUUUAUUGGUUCUGGGCUUGCAGGCUGCUCUGAGCUCAGGCCGGUCAUCCGCUGGACAUCUCCCUCCAGGCUCCCUUCCUCUCCUGGCCUCUGUAGCCUUUCUAUAGAGUAGAGGCAUUG